CUGAAAGAGGACGAGCAAGCAAGCAAGUGGAAUGUGCCGGCUGGUGAGGACAGAACCCACCCACUCGUUGCCCCCGAGCCUUUGUAUAAAUACAUCGGUUUGUUCUCUUAUGGAAUAGCCCUGAGAGAACUUCCCCCAAUACUCCACACAUAUUGGCACCCUUCUUUCAACCUUGAACAAACCACGCAGUAUGGCUCAACGUCUAGUCCCCGACAUCGACGAGACCUUGCCCGUCCACGACGCCGAAGCCCUGGACCACCAGGCCCUGUCGCUCGUCAUGGACCGGGCCUUCAAUCGCAUGGGCCACUGGUAUUCGCACCUCAUCUACACCUACGACUACCAGGUGAACAUCCUCCAGACCAAUUGGUCGGAUCCAGGGCUGCGUCACACCGUCCUCGACCUAGUGACGCGCUCGCGAAAUCAUGGCCUCGAGGUGCUACAUGGGGACAUCCAGGAUUGGGCCGCGGUCUUGUAUCGAAUGGAGCGCGCGCUCGCCGGCAUCUUGACGGAGCUCCUUCUGAACCACGUUACCGAUGAGGAGCGCGAGGAUCCGCUCAUGUGCCGGUUCCGUGAGGUGUUCGCUACUGGCAACGUCACGGCGGGCACCUCCUUUGCCACCUCCUCCACCUCCUCGGUCGAUAUGGAGAUCCUGCGCCAGUUGGAGGACAUCGGUGAGCAGGAACGCGCCCGGCAUCGCCGCCGGGCUCGCGCGACGAACCUGAUGAUGUGCAUUGCGCUGGCCAAGCCCAUCCAGAUCCUGCGCUUGAUGAUUCCCCAUCCCGCCAAGACCAUGAUGGAGCUCUGGAGCAAUCCGUUCGAGUAUCCGGCGUGGCAGAACCACUGGCCGUGGGGUGGGGAUAGUUUCUUCCCCCCCAGGGACCCGGUGCCACCCCCCACGGAGGCGGAUGCUGCCCCCGUAGCUAGCCAGCGAGCGAUCGGGCCGGAUGACAUAUGUCCCAUCUGUCGGGGCGAGUUCCAGACCGAAGACCAGGAGGCGGCGUUGCCCGUCGUCUGGUGUGCGCGCUGCGGGAAUAACUUCCACGGCGCCUGUCUGUCGACCUGGCUGGACGGCGCGGGCUCGUGCCCAAUGUGUUUUUGCUUGUGGCAGACGGGGCGGACUGGGUAGAUUGAAGUUCAGUCGGCCUGCCUUACGCAGGAUCUUCUUAUCGAAAUAGAAUCGAUUUCUAAGGUUAUUAUUAUCCCAUCGCUUUUCUUUCCCCCUAGCUCUGUAUCGCGAACCCGGUGAUCCGGUAUUGCA
Molecule: messenger RNA, 1258 nt
Organism: Aspergillus fijiensis CBS 313.89
Lineage: Eukaryota; Fungi; Ascomycota; Eurotiomycetes; Eurotiales; Aspergillaceae
Exons: 1
Coding region: 191-1126 (311 amino acids)
Molecular function (GO): ubiquitin protein ligase activity
Source: RefSeq, a predicted model, not a curated record